Molecule: messenger RNA, 512 nt
Organism: Paramecium sonneborni
Lineage: Eukaryota; Ciliophora; Oligohymenophorea; Peniculida; Parameciidae
Source: the annotation of a GenBank genome assembly
AUGAAAAAUCAGAUAUAUAUUCUUUGGGAGUUCUAUUAAUCAUAUAGUUUCUUUUUGUAAAGUAUCCAUUUGAUGGAAAAAGUGAUUAUCUAGUAUUUUAGUAAGCAUUAGAGGGAGAUGGAUGGCUAGACAAUGAAUAGUUUAGAAAUCUCAUUAGAUUAAGAUAGACCAAGUCUAAUUGAAAUAAUGGAGGAUUAAUUAUUGGGUGAGAAUUUUGAUUGGAAUAUUCAAUAAGUUAUAAAUAUUAUCUUUAAUAAGAUUAUUAUACAAUAUUUAAUGGAUUAAGUGAAAUUGACAAAUUUACAUUUGAUUUUGCUUUAGAAUUUAAUAAUGCUGAAAAGUUAGAAGAUAAAAUUUGUGUGAAAUAUGAAGUGAAUAGAGUGAUAGAAAAAUAUAAAAAAAUAAUAUAAGAUGAAAAUUAUAAAAAGAGAUUUAAUUAUAUGAAAUAAAUUAUAGAAUAGAAUUUGCAAAACAGAAAAGAUGAUGAUGAAGAACCUUAAUAAUUCGGAUGA